AUGAAACAGUUCGCACGCGGCCUGGCUGUAUCGAAACUGGAAAAAUUGAACUAUUCGUUUAACCAAAUAGGACCAACUCUCGGGUGCAGGGAACUUGUUCAAGGCCUAAAAAGUAAUCGGUAUUUGCAAGAACUUGAUCUAAGUGACAAUUUGAUAUCUCCCCAAGGAUGUGUGAUUUUAAGCAGAGCUCUUGCCGCCAAUAAGCAUUUAAACAAAAUUAAAUUUGCAAGAAAUCCAUUCCAGAGUGCUGGUUGCUUUGCUCUACUCACAGGAGUUCUGAAAAAUCGUGGCUCAAAGUUGAUCGAGCUAAAUUUCGAGGAUAUCGGUGUUAAUGAUGAUUUCAAGAUCCUUUUGGAUAAGUCAUUCAAGCUGCUUCCCAAUUUACGCGUCAUCUAUGGCUCAAAACUAACAAUCAAGGACCUAACCAUCUACUCUCUGAAAAUGUAUGCCCCUGCAGCCGAUUCACCGAAGAAGUGGCUGCUGACGAUGCGUCAGCUUGAGAAGAGGAUUAACCGUCCCAUUUUGCCCUUCCUCAUGGAGGCGGACAUGGACAAGGACAUGAAGCUGUCACGAUGGGAAACCACGAAAGCACUUGAAGUUAGCCUCUCUUUGAUACCUCUUAAAUCCACUACUCCCUUGGCCAUUGGAUUAGCACCCGAGGAGUUGCAGGGACUGCUCAAAGAACUGGAUCCGUAUGAGGAGAAUGAAGUGAAAAUAAGGUGA
Hydatigera taeniaeformis is the source of this 723-nucleotide messenger RNA. NCBI's taxonomy places the organism in Eukaryota, Metazoa, Platyhelminthes, Cestoda, Cyclophyllidea, Taeniidae. The record is from the annotation of a GenBank genome assembly.